This is a messenger RNA of Geosmithia morbida, 573 nucleotides long. Its product is annotated as Protein chain release factor A. NCBI's taxonomy places the organism in Eukaryota, Fungi, Ascomycota, Sordariomycetes, Hypocreales, Bionectriaceae. Gene Ontology annotation, cellular component: mitochondrion. Gene Ontology annotation, biological process: translational termination. The transcript has 2 exons. Gene Ontology annotation, molecular function: translation release factor activity. The record is from RefSeq and is a predicted model, not a curated record. Bases 1 to 573 code for a protein of 190 amino acids.
AUGCUACGCCUCUUACCACAAAGAUUCUUUCGAUUCCAACCUCGGUCCCUCCAUCGCCCCCUAUGUACAACGCCCACCUUGUUAUCCGUCAGAUUCCCACCACGUCCCAAACCUCCUCCAGAUUCCGAGAUUGAAGAAUCCUAUCUCAAAGGUAGCGGACCAGGUGGACAAAAGAUUAAUAAAACAAACUCCGCCGUCCAACUACGACAUACACCUACAGGAAUAGUCGUCAAGUCCCAGGCCACCAGGUCGAGAUCCCAGAAUAGGAAACACGCCAGGGAGCUGCUGGCCCAAAAGGUCGACGAGCUUCGCAACGGCCUCCAGAGCCGCGAGGCCAUCGUUGGCAGGAUCAGGGGCAAGAGGAUCGCCAGCGCUGAUAAGAAGAAGCGUCGCAAGUAUAGGAAAUUGAACGGUGGGCAAGAGCAAGAGCAAGAGCAAGAGCAAGAGCAUGAACAGGAACAGGGAGGACGAGAUCAGCAGCAGCAGCAGCAGCAGCAGCAAGGGAAAAAACCAUCUACAGAAAGUAGGGGAGCAGCAGGCGCUGCACAGACAGGGACAAGCACAAGAGGGUGA